AACUUUUAGAGCAUCAAGCGCUAACAUAGGACCUGGGCUUCUAUGGGACUUCUGAAUUCUUUGUCACAUGGCAGUACACGUUUGUUUAAAGCUUGCUUACAUUCCGGCUUGUUAAACUUUUAUCAUAUAUCUAACAAUAAUGGUUAAGAAAGCUGUAAAACGAAAGAGGAAAGAAGCCGAGAAAGAGGAUGAGGCAAAAACAGGAGAAUAUUAUAUACCACCCAGUAAGAGAAUGUCCGAUGAGCCAAUUCCGCGAAAGGAUAAAUGGGUGAAUAAACAACGUGUACUAGUAUUGGGUUCUAGAGGAAUUAGUCACAGAGAUCGGCACCUUAUGAAUGACAUUAAAACGCUUAUGCCACACCAUCGCCCUGAAAACAAAAUGGAGAGAUCUAAAACUCUUCAAGUAUUAAAUGAAAUUUGUGAAAUGAAGAACUGCAAUAAAGCACUCCUGUUUGAAGGUCGUAGGAAGAGGGAUCUUUAUUUGUGGUUAUCGCAUGUUCCAACUGGGCCAUCUGCUAAAUUUCUUGUUCAAAGCAUUUACACAAUGGGAGAGCUAAAAUUAACAGGAAAUUGUUUGAAAGGAUCUCGGCCUUUAUUAUCUUUUGAUGAAAAUUUCAGUACAAAACCACAUUAUGCUCUGUUGAAGGAAAUGUUAACCCAGACAUUUGGUGUUCCUAAUCAUCAUCCGAAGAGUCAACCUUUUUUUGAUCAUGUUUACUCAUUUACCGUCCUUGACAAUCGAAUAUGGUUUAGAAAUUUCCAAAUUCUGACAGAAGAUGGUGGUUUAACUGAAAUUGGACCCAGAUUUGUUUUAAAUCCGGUGAAAAUUUUUGCUGAAAGUUUUGGUGGUGAAACGCUUUGGGAAAAUCCUCAUUACGUCUCUCCUGCUAAGUUUCGACAAUCAUUCAAGAAAAAAGCUGGAAGUAAAUACUUGAAUAGAAUUGAACAGAAGGUGGCUCGUAAAUCUAAUAAACCAGAACAAUCAUAUGCAUUAAAUCCAAUGGAUGAAAUAUUCAAAGGAGAAAUUUCAGAAACGGCAGAAGAAAUUCAAAAAGUAGAGUCUGAAAAUCGAAAUUCUAGUAAACCCAAGAAAAUGAAAAUUAAGAAACAAUUAGGAAAAAAGAAGAAACCUAUUCUCAAAAAAAGAGUAAAGAGCUAAGUUAAUUUUAGCUAAUGUCUGUAUUCAUUCAAAUUAAGAAUAAAAAGAUAGUCAGAUGGAA
Messenger RNA from Orussus abietinus, 1220 nucleotides. Its product is annotated as ribosome biogenesis protein BRX1 homolog. Lineage: Eukaryota; Metazoa; Arthropoda; Insecta; Hymenoptera; Orussidae. Gene Ontology annotation, molecular function: rRNA binding. Gene Ontology annotation, cellular component: nucleolus. The transcript is spliced from 4 exons. Gene Ontology annotation, biological process: ribosomal large subunit assembly; rRNA processing. The record is from RefSeq and is a predicted model, not a curated record. Bases 140 to 1159 code for a protein of 339 amino acids.